CCGGGCGGGCUGGAGUGCCGCAGCGCCAGGCGGAGAAGGAAGACACAGUGCAGCGGUGGAGGGAAUAAGGCUGCUUCAUGCCGCCGGGGUUUAUCGGGAAUUAAUCACCUUUUUGUCCAGCGGGCUUUUCUCUAUUCCGCAAAGGGGAAUUAUACCUCAGAACAAAAUAAUGCAUCUUUGGGGGAUUUGGAAACUGAUGGCGGCUCUGCAGGGCCUGAAGGCAGCGGACAACGACCCCACCGCUCCCCCCUACGACUCCCUGCUUGUGUUUGACUACGAGGGCAGCGGCUCCGACGCCGGGUCCCUCAGCUCCCUGCACUCCUCCUCGAGCAGCGCCGACCAGGACUAUGACUAUCUGGGCGAGUGGGGGCCGCGCUUCCGCAAGCUGGCCGAUCUGUACGGCGGAGGGGACGACUAGCCCCCCACCUCCAACAAGCACCCUUCCCCACCGUUUACUGCUACAGGGCUCAGUUGGGUCGGGUGGAAUUGAGCACAAAAAUAUUACGGCGAUAUUUGAAGGGCACUUGUAUCACCACGGUUUAGCUUGUAAAAGAGACCGGCUGCCCACUUGACGAUGGUUCGAUGAUACUGGGGACCAUUUGGACACCUGGCCUAGCAUUUUAGGCUAAAGUACAUCACUAUCUGAGCGUUAGCCCCAGUGCUGACACGCGUGAGCAGUGUGCUCAGAGAGGACUGGUUGUCUCCAUGGCCAACAGCCAUGCUACAGAUUUUCACGUGAAUCUUGCAUUACAGGAGCACUGGAGUCAAAUGUGCCUUUUGUACAUUAUUUUGAUUGUGGUCAGUCUUGGUUCUAUGAGUUGCUUUAAAAAGAGCACUUUGCCAUGAUAACGAGCGUGUGUGGGGGGGGGGGCUCCACUUCGUUAGCCGUAAUAUUGAUUGUGUGUGCGAGUCAUUUCCACAGUGACACACUGGAUGGACACAAAAAGAAAAACCUAAUAUAAGACGCCUGUAUGAUCCUGCCGGCUUUACUUAUACAGAUCUGGGUGCUAACUUUUUUCUCUGUCAAUUGUUAAAAUAUGGCAACUGCACUCCCAAUCUCAAACGUUAGCAGAAUGACAUUUACAUAUUUAGAUGAUUUACCUACUCACACAAACUAGCUGGUCACAGCGAGCGUCAUACCAUAUAUAACAUUUUAAACAUUUUUGUGCAUUUAUGCUUAACCCCCGGCUCAUACAAAUACAUAUCUGGUUGCAAGGGUUAGCCUGCAGAAGCAGGAGUUUUCAAUUCGUCCACCCUGAAAAGGGCCCCAAUUAUGUCAGGGCUCUGAUCGAACUACUGAGAAGUAUUGCUGCCUCCCCUAGUUUUCAGCACUCUUAGAAAAUCAAAUACAUUUAGCACCACCACACAUUUAAAUACAAUUCUCUUUGAAUGUUAUUUUGUUUUUUUUACAAGCAGAAAUAUUUGCCAGUGCUGUUUAAACAUUUUUAAAAAUUGGGAGCUAGACUGUGAUGUAGUUCAUUUUAUUUGCAAGACAAGAAAACGAGGGGAAGCAGAUGUAAAGGGGAUGAAAUAUAUCCAUCCAUUUGUUUAGACAAAUAAAAGGAAACAAACAAAGAAUACAAACGAGCUGCAUAGUUUUGCAGAAGACAUUUACAGUAAUGCUAGAAAUUGAAUACAUUCCUUCUGUUUUGAGUUUUUGAUUUUAUUACUAUGUAACUAAUGCAGCCAAUUGCUAAAUGAGGGAGUCGUUGGUUCUUGUUUUGUCGCAGCAAUACUUCUUGAUACUUUGCUGUGGUGGACUAUUACACAAAAAAAACAUUUCUUUUGUCUGCUGAUGAUUUGCCUUACUGUCAUCUGGUACUUUCCAAAUGGCUACUGUAAACUGAUAUAUGUACAGAUUGUAUUUUUCUCGCUUGUCGUUCUUUUGGCUGUGGUCUCUGAAAAAUGACAUGCUACUAUCGUUAAUCCUUGUAUAUGUGUAAUUUGGAUUACCAAUUAAAAUGUUUUUGCAUGUU
Pungitius pungitius (ninespine stickleback) is the source of this 1976-nucleotide messenger RNA. Its product is annotated as cadherin-2-like. Lineage: Eukaryota; Metazoa; Chordata; Actinopteri; Perciformes; Gasterosteidae. Gene Ontology annotation, molecular function: calcium ion binding; cadherin binding. Gene Ontology annotation, cellular component: adherens junction; apical part of cell; catenin complex. The record is from RefSeq and is a predicted model, not a curated record. The transcript has 2 exons. Bases 170 to 418 code for a protein of 82 amino acids. Gene Ontology annotation, biological process: adherens junction organization; cell-cell junction assembly; regulation of axonogenesis.